Lynx canadensis (Canada lynx) is the source of this 2916-nucleotide messenger RNA. It is a transcript of the gene EEPD1, whose product is annotated as endonuclease/exonuclease/phosphatase family domain containing 1. Gene Ontology annotation, molecular function: DNA binding; catalytic activity. The record is from RefSeq and is a predicted model, not a curated record. NCBI's taxonomy places the organism in Eukaryota, Metazoa, Chordata, Mammalia, Carnivora, Felidae. Gene Ontology annotation, cellular component: plasma membrane. Gene Ontology annotation, biological process: DNA repair. Bases 688 to 2397 code for a protein of 569 amino acids. The transcript has 8 exons.
CUCGGCCCCGCCUCCACGUUCCCUCUGGAGUCCCCGGAGGAGUUGCCGCGCGGGGGGAGGCGUGGCCGUGGUGCCGGCGGAGGCGCGGGCCGAGCCGCCAGGACUUUGGCUUUGACACGGACGGCGAACUGGAGUCGUGGCUUUGGUACUCGGCACCGACGCGGUCCUGGCGGAUCCCGCGUCCGAGUCGGGCGCAGGACUUUUUGCUUCCAUCAACGCAACUGCGGCGACGCCGCAAGUCCUGGUGCAGCCUCGGCGGCCGGAUUUCACCGCCGCUGCCGCCUCCGCGCAGCCCUGCAGCUCUUGCUGGCUCUGGGAGAGCGACUCUAAGAGUUUCUCCCGCAGAAAGAGCCGGGACGCGCGGCUCGAGGCGGCCCAGCCACUGACCCACACCUGCGCGGGCACCAGAACUGGAGGCAGGGGGCCCGCGCAGUCGCGGGUUGAGCUCAGGCUUCCGAGCCGCAGGUGGAAGGACGCCCCGGGGGAGCAGCGGAGAGGUGGCCAAGUGAAAGGUACUUUUGGACACCCUGGGCAUGGAGAUUUAGUGUUUGUCUUUGGUAACCGUUUCAUUCCCUGCAUCGUGCACCUUCCCUCCUUCUGUGCCUGUAAGGUUUGUUGGGCUUCCUCCCUAGCCAGAGAGUUCUUCUGCGGUGGUGAGGCCUCCCUGGGCCACUGACCCUGGCCGGCAUGGGGAGCACCCUGGGCUGCCACCGCUCCAUACCGCGGGACCCCUCGGAUCUAUCCCAUAGCCGCAAGUUCAGCGCGGCCUGCAACUUCAGCAACAUCCUGGUGAAUCAGGAGCGGCUCAACAUCAACACGGCCACAGAGGAGGAGCUGAUGACCCUGCCUGGUGUGACGCGUGCGGUGGCACGCAGCAUCGUGGAGUACCGCGAGUACAUUGGUGGCUUCAAAAAGGUGGAGGACCUGGCGCUGGUCAGCGGCGUGGGUGCCACCAAACUGGAGCAGGUCAAGUUUGAGAUCUGCGUGAGCAGCAAGGGCAGCUCCGCGCAGCACUCUCCCAGUUCCCUGCGGCGGGACCUGCUGGCCGAGCAGCAGCCUCACCAUCUCGCCACCACUGUGCCCCUCACCCCACGGGUCAACAUCAACACGGCCACCCCUGCUCAGCUCAUGAGCAUACGAGGCCUCACGGAGAAGAUGGCUGUGAACAUCGUGGACUACCGCCGCGAGCAUGGGCCCUUCCGCAGCGUUGAGGACCUGGUGAGGAUGGGCGGUAUCAACGCCGCCUUCCUCGACAGGAUCCGGCACCAGGUGUUCGCGGAGCGGUCCAGGCCCCCCUCUACCCACACCAAUGGGGGCCUGACCUUCACCGCCAAGCCUCACCCCAGCCCAACCUCGCUGAGCCUGCAGAGUGAGGACCUGGACCUCCCGCCAGGGGGGCCCACCCAGAUUAUCUCCACUCGUCCUUCCGUGGAGGCCUUUGGAGGCACAAGGGAUGGGCGGCCGGUGCUGAGGCUGGCCACCUGGAACUUGCAGGGCUGCUCAGUGGAGAAGGCCAACAACCCCGGGGUGCGAGAAGUGGUGUGCAUGACACUCCUGGAAAACAGCAUCAAGCUUCUAGCUGUGCAGGAACUACUUGACAGAGAGGCCCUGGAAAAGUUCUGUACGGAGCUAAACCAGCCUCUCCUGCCCAACAUCCGCAAGUGGAAGCAGCCCCGGGGAUGCUGGAAGGCCGUUGUCGCCGAGAUGCCCUCCACGCCGCUCCAGAAGGGGGCUGGAUUCUCUGGAUUCCUGUGGGACUCUGCGGCCGGGGUGGAGCUGAGAGACGCCACCUCGCAGGAAAGUUCACCUGGCAACGGGCAUGGGAAGCCCACGGGUCCCAGCCCGUACCUUGCGAGGUUCAAGGUGGGAAGCAAUGACUUGACCCUUGUGAACCUUCACCUGGCAUCCAUGAUCCUCCCAGGGGGCGACAAUCCAAGCAGGAAUCACAGUGACAGCCACCGCUUGGCUACCUUUGCACAGACCUUGCAGGAAACCCUGAAAGGAGAAAAAGACAUGAUUGUUUUAGGAGAUUUUGGCCAGGGACCUGACAGCAGUGACUAUGAUAUCUUAAGGAAAGAAAAAUUCUACCACCUGGUCCCUGCACACACCUUCACCAACAUCAGCACCAAGAACCCCCAAGGCUCAAAGUCUUUGGACAACAUCUGGAUCAGUAAAAGCUUAAAGAAGGUUUUCACAGGUCACUGGGCUGUAGUGAGAGAAGGCCUCACGAACCCUUGGAUUCCAGAUAACUGGUCCUGGGGAGGAGUGGCUUCUGAGCACUGCCCCGUGCUAGCCGAAUUUUACACUGAAAAGGAUUGGAACAAGAAGGAAUGCCCUCGGAAUGGCAACGGGGUCACUUUGGAGCGAAGCGAAGCCAACAUUAAACACGAGCGAUGAUGGCACCAAAUCUGUUUUUUCACCUGUGACCCGGAAGGCCCGGGCAGGGAGUUCGCCCUUCCAGGUGAAGACGAGGACUCAGAACUUUGUCUCAGUCUUCAUCCUGACGACACUAGCACCUGGGCCUCGACCUGCCUGCCUUCUUUGUGGACAUUUUUGGACCCCUAAUGGGGGAGGGAGGUACCGGAUGGUCAAAUCGGAAGCACAGUGGGGAACUAAGAUGGCUUCUAACGUGUGGAUGCCAUCCACCUCAGCAGACUCGGGCUGGCCAGCUGCCGCCCUGGGUGGCAGCAUACAGAGGACAGUAGUGGGGCUGACAGGGCAAGAGAGGGCCGUCUCAGGCUGCGAGGCCCUGUCCGAGCAAUGCCAGAAGCUCUCCUUUCUGACCACCAGUCCAUGAUGCUCUGGCUGCAAAUUACAUAAAGCUUUUAACUGUGAUUGAGCUGAGCACUCUCCUCAAAUAUUUUGAGUGGUGAUUUUUAGUUUUGUUCUGAAAAAAAUAAACAGAGAUGAACAUGC